This is a messenger RNA of Stylonychia lemnae, 1425 nucleotides long. The record is from the annotation of a GenBank genome assembly. NCBI's taxonomy places the organism in Eukaryota, Ciliophora, Spirotrichea, Sporadotrichida, Oxytrichidae.
AUGCAAACAGUAAUAGCUGUAAGAGAUCAGAAAGAUUCAACAAAUUUAACAGGCAAUGAAGGAAAGAAGGUGUGCAGAAUAAAUGACUAUCAUUUUUGUCAAGAUAAGUCAGAGGAAAACCUUAUUAUUAUGCCUCUAAUUGGCAGUAAUCUUUAGUAAAUUAAAGAAUUUUAUCCUCAUUAAGUAAUCGACCAUCAAAGUGUAUUUGCCAUUGCUAUCAGAGCAAUAGAGGAGUUAGAAAAAUUUCACGAAACUGGAUUUGUUCAUGGCGAUAUUAAACCUGAAAAUAUUCUAAUAGGAACAUAAAAAAUAAAAUCAAAAAGUCCAAGAAACUUGGAAGUACAAUUUUUAGACAUACCUAAAGCAAAGAGCGAUCAAGAUAUAACUAAAUUUAUAGAAUUUAUUCAGAGGAGAGUAGGGUCUUCAUUAAAUGAGCUAUAAAAUUAGGCGAGUCUUGGUCUAUAAUUUUUUUCUGAUCAAUAAUAAACUGGGACAUUCACAUCUUUGUUAAAUCUAGAUCUUGCAAGAGAAAAUAUCGAAUAUAAUAAAGAAAAUGAAAACAAAAUGGACUAAUCUGAUAUUGUAUAAUAAGAAUUAUUUCUGAUAGACUUUGGAGCAGCUUAAAGUUAUAUCACUGUCAAGUCAGAUGGUAGAACUUAACAUAUUGAAAAAUAGCAAUUGGAUGACAUCACGUGCACUGUGUAGUUUGCUAGCAGAGAUUAAAUGUAAGGAUUCACGCUUUCAAGAAAAGAUGAUCUGGAGUCUUUAUUUUAUACUAUACUUAGCCUGCUAUCAAUUCCAUUAAGAAAACUUGUUGAUGUGGACUUGCAAAAUUUAAUUCAUAAAAGUAUUCCAUAAGACUAAUCCAAAGGUUAGUAGGAUUUAUUCAAGUAUUUCAAUCUCAAACAAAGAAUAAAUGAAAAGCUUUUUGAAGAUUUGAAAAUUCCAAAAUGUCUUCAAAAAUUCUGGAGUUAUUUGAAAGUUUUAAAAUUUGAAGAGAGUCCAAACUAUUCAAAAUUAAUAGAAUAUUUCAGGUCAGAGAUUAAAAACAAUUAGAAUCCUUUAGAAAUUGUAAGACCUGAAAUAUUAGAAAGAGAUCCUACUUGGUAGAGGUUCUGUUUCUGCCUUUAGAACUCAAUGAGGGUGAAUGAAGUUUAAGAGUUUGAGAUGCCAUAUUUUCCAAAUAUUAAUUAAUAGUCAGCCAGACAGCAAGUAUAAAGUGAAUAAUAAAUUAAUAAAAGCGAGCCAAUUAUGGUAAUAGGAUAAGAGGUUAUCUCUUCACUAGAUUUCGGGUUUGAAAUCCUUGAUGAGAUAGAGGAUAAUUUUUUGCCUCCAUUAAAUAAUAUCCUAACUCAUACCUGUUAUACUAAAUCAUCUAAAUUACUGAGAUAAAAAGGCCUAGGGGUUUUGCUUGUCGCCUUCUGA